CGGGCGCCGGUCGCGCGGGGUUUUCGAACGCGGCGGUUGCCGCGGAGACGGCGGCCUGUUCUUCCGGCGAGGGAGGCGCUCGAGUGACCCUGUCAGGGCGGCCAGCCGGGGCUCGGCGAGGCGGAGGGGAGGAUGGACGGCGGCGGCGGUGAGUGAGGCCCCGGCCGCGCCCGGUUCCGGGCAUGGAAAGGGCUCCGGGGAGUCAAGGAGGAAAGGCUGAAGGCAAAGUCACUGAACGUUCAUAGUAUUCAAAAUAUACCGGUAUAUAGAUAGGCAGGUAAAGAGAAUAAAAAGCUAUUGAACGCUAAUAGAAUUCAAUAUAGAUAGUUUAAUAUAUAUUAUAAUAUAAUAUUAUAUAUAUAAUAUAUAUAUAAUAUUAAGCAAUAUAGAUAGAUUCAAUGUAGAUAGAUUAAAAAGCUGUUAUACGUUAAUGGAACUAAAACAAUAUGUGUAUUAAAAAGCUACUAAACAUUAAUAGAAUUCAAUAUAUAUACUGUAUAUAAUAGUAAUAGUAAUAAUUUGUUAUUUUUACACCGCCCAUCUUUUUACAACAACAAUUAAUUAAUUAUUCCCUAGCCGCUCUGGGCGGCUUCCAACAAAAGAUUAAAAAUACAUUAAAACAUCAGUCAUUAAGAACUUCCCUGAACAGGGCUGCCUUCAGAUGCCUUCUAAAUGUCAGAUAGUUGUUUAGCUCCUUGACAUCUGGUGGGAGGGCGUUCCACAGGGAGGGCGUCACCAGCAAGAAGGCCCAGAAGGCCCUCAGCCCUGGAACUCAGUGUCUGGGCAGAACGAUGGGGGUGGAGACGCUCCUUCAGGUAUAAAGGUAAAAUCUAUAGAUAGAUUUUUAAAAGCUAUUAAACAUUUAUAGAAUUCAACCUAUAUAUGUAGGGUAGGUAAAUAGACAGAUUAAAAAGCUAUUACAUGUUAAUUUAACUAAAAAAAUAUAUAUGUACAGUGGUGCCUCGCAAGACGAAAAGAAUCCGUUCCGCGAGUCUCUUCGUCUUGCGGGUUUUUUCGUCUUGCGAAGCAAGCCCUUUAGCGGAUUAGCACUACAGUAUUAGCAGCUUAGCGGGCUUAGCGGAUCAGCUGAUAAGCGGCUUAGUGAUCAGCUGUUAAGCGGCUUAAGGAUCAGCUGAUAAGCGGCUUAACGAUCAGCUGAUAAGCGGUUUAGCGGCUUGGGAAAAAGGGGGGGAAAGGGGAAAAAAAACGCAGGAACUCGCAAGACAUUUUCGUCUUGCGAAGCAAGCACAUAGGAAAUUCGUUUUGUGAAGCACCUCCAAAACGGAAAACCCUUUCGUCUAGCGGGUUUUCCGUUUUGCGAGGCAUUUGUCUUGCGGGGCACCACUGUAUCUAUAGAUAGGUAGCUAUAACUUUUAAAAAGUUUAAAAGUCUUACAUCAUGGAUGCCAAUUUUUCUUAAUGGGUAGGGUAUAAAUUAUAAAAUUAUUAUUGUUGAUAAUUUUAUUGUUUUUAUUUCUUUUUGUGCUUUCUUGGUUUGUUUUGCAAUCAAAUGGAGGACAAAUUAAAUAAACAAGCCACACGUGGGUGCGGGGCGCAAGAGGUGUGUCCUCUAGUCACUGAUAUGGCUUAGGAAGACCAGAGAAGAAUCUUUAGAGCCGCCCUGCAUCCGGAUCAGGCCAGCAACGGGUGCUCAGGAGCGUUACUGCCUUGACUGUGGAGGGCAAAGCACAACCUACCUGUGCACCUUGUUUAUAUGAGGCUGAUUUAUCCCACAGAUUGGAGGUGGCAAAUGCUUCUUAAUACCGGUUUCUUGAAGCGACAGGAGGGAAGAAAGGGCUCUUAUGCUGGGAUCCUGUUUGCGGGAUUCCCAUAAUGGGCAUCCGUUUGGCCACCGUAACAACAAGGUGCUGACCUAUAUGGGCCCCAUUUGGCCUGAUCCAGCAGGCUCUAGACAGCAUCUUAAAAAGUAGAGACAUCACCUUGCCAACAAAGGUCCGUAUAGUAAAAGCUAUGGUUUUCCCAGUAGUGAUGUAAGGAAGUGAGAGCUGGACCAUCAAGAAGGCUGAUCGCCGAAGAAUCGAUGCUUUUGAAUUCUGGUGCUGGAGGAGACUCUUGAGAGUCCCAUGGACUGCAAGAAGAUCAAACCUCUCCAUUCUGAAGGAAAUCAGCCCUGAGUGCUCACUGGAAGGACAGAUCCUGAAGAUGAGGCUCCAAUACUUUGGCCACCUCAUGAGAAGAGAAGACUCCCUGGAAAAGACCCUGAUGUUGGGAAAGAUGGAGGGCACAAGGAGAAGGGGACGACAGAGGACGAGAUGGUGGGACAGUGUUCUCGAAGCUACUAAUGUGAGUUUGACCAAACUGCAGGAGGCAGUGGAAGACAGGAGGGCCUGGCGUGCUCUGGUCCAGGGGGUCACGAAGAGUCGGACACGACUAAACGACUCAACAACAACAAAGCAAGCUCUUCUUCCAGUCUUAACUUAAAAUUAGAGAAGUUAAUUCUCACGAGGUGAAUUUAAUGGCAAGUUUUGCAUUUGUCCACUGCACCAAAUAUGCAAAUAUAGUUCGGUUGUUCUCUGCAGUAGAAACAAAUGGAUGCUGCUGCCAUUGACUUGCAUUGUGGUUCUUUGCAGGUAUCUUUUCCCACCUGGAAACGCUGGAAGCUUCUGCCCGCAAGAAACAAAGGGAAAAGAGAGAACAUGAGGAGAAUGUGGACAGAAUGAAAGCAAGGAUCAAGGAACUGAGGCGUCAAAGAGAUUUGCUGAGGGCCAAAUUGGAAGUGUGUCGUUCUCAAGUAGGUGCAAAGUGCACCGUGAACCAUGGUGAAGUUUAAGCCUAUGGCAGCACACGGUUGCAUGCACAAGUGGGGAAAUGUGCAAAAAUUAAAUAUCUUAUGAUCAAGUCAGAACAGUUGCUUAUAUUUAUUUAGCAACUUAACAUUCUUGUCUUAACCCUUAAGGAAAUUGGCUAUGCGUAAGAAAUCUUUCUAGAAAUCCUAGACUGAAGCCUCUGCUGUGGUGGCUUUUUGCAGUUAGAGAUGUCCAGGUUCAUACAUCUUCAACAGCACUUGAACUGGUUUCUGCUUGUAGUUCCUUCAUGCCACCUAAUAACAGCUGAGCUUGUGGUCUUUUGUAGAUUGUUGGGGUCAAAGACAAAACCAAAAGCGGUCCUCUGACUUCUAAGGCUACAGAGAUUCAACAAGUCCUUCUGGAGUGGAAGACUGAGAGCGCCAAGGAGUUACUGCACGUCUUUCGUCUGGCAGGUAAUCUUCUCAGUUGUAUGCUGCUUGGCUAGGUCUUUCCUGGGUGGAGUCUCCCCCAGUUCUCUGUCUUUUUUGCUCUAAUGACUUAAUUCAGCAUUUGGCACCUCUGCUGCAGAACACAGAGGUUGUGGGGUGGUGCAUCUCUUUUGAUCCCCUACUUGUGUCAAUCUUUUUUCUUAGGUUUUUGUCAGGGAACUGCCAUCGGAGCCAGGAGGGCUCCAGAGGGAUUCCAGAGGGCGUCCCGGGAGGGAGAGAAGCAGCACAUCUUCUGGGGAAGGAAAUCAGUGUAGCACCAGUGGAGAAGGGGGGCAGAUGGGGGAAUCGGCGAGGUGGCUCCAUGACUCUUCGCCGGGGACCAGCGGGGAGAGCACGGGUCCUCCGCUGCCCACACCCUCCCUGCGCAGAAGGCUUCCGCGCAGGGAGACUAGGCGGAGACUAGGCGUCAAAGAACUUUUGUGCUGGAAGAAGUUCAAGAAACGCCCACUGACGGAUUCUGUCAGCGAUUGAGACAGCCAUGGGCAAGUGGCUGUCCGGACAGAAAAGGUUCACUCAGGCAACCCAGCCAGGUGGGGUGCCGAUUUACACACGAGCAACCCCUAGAACCAUUACAUUUUUAUUGUAAAUGUAAAAAGUAUACAAAAAGCGUUGAUGAAAUAGGCAUUUAUCACACCAUAAAUAACAAAUAAAGGGGGAGAAGGAAAGCUUUUAGUUCUAAUAAAAAGCAUCUUGCACUCCCUUCAAAUUUUUCAUUAUAGAAAUGACUUGUUUGUCUGUUAGCUUGUUCUCAUACAUUUUAUCUCUCUUGUAUGGCUAUAAUAAAUAAACAUACAUAACAGCAACAUCCCAAAUUCCAAAAACCAUUCGGACACAGGAUAAAUAUGUUUAUUUCUAUAAGUAGUUCUUGACAUUUUACUGUGGUCAGAAUAACAUACAUUUCAAUAAUUCUUCCAAAUAAUUUAAAAGCAUAUUUCUAGGAUCUAUCGGUAUUUCACAAUUUGCUUAAUACCCUUUUUUUUUAUAGCAGCUGUUUGUGUGCUUCAUUCUCCUCUUAGGACUGCUUCUUAUGUAUCCCAAACAUUGGGGGUGAUCCUGAGCACCUGAGGGUGAAAGUUCCUUCUUUCUUUUCCAAUGACAAGGCCUUUGAGUCUAGAAGGCCAAAAAGGGAAGAGAAAGCUUGGGACCAAGCAGAAGCAGACAGUAGCUGGGCACCCUGGAUGUUUCAUGAAACCACGUGCCAGGAUCAAAAAUAAUAAAUUGGCACAAUAUUAGAGGAAGCUGGAAACUGUUCAUCAUCUGAUGCUCCUCCCCACUGUAAAGGAGCAGUCUACUCUUAAUACUCCUGCUUUUGUAAAUCUGAUUUGUCGCAAUACGGAGUAAGGAUGUUUUUCCCUAGGCCUCAGUGGGAAGCUUACCAAGCAAGGAGUCUGUCUGUGCAUCAGCACUGCCUUUGAAGGCACCUACCUGGACUCUUACUACCUGGACCUCCACAUUCACCAGCCAGUCCGGAUCCUGCGCCACUCCGUGCCACCCUUCAUCCCCUUGGAGCACAUCGCUCGCAAGCAUCUGCAGACAGACAUCAAGCGCUUCUUGUCUGUGCUCUCAAACCACCUGAAUGCUUACGCUGGGAGAAAAUUCCAGGCAGAUCAGUUACAGGUAGGAGAGACCCUAUUUGUGCACUCCAGAGUCUAUGUGUGUGAAAUGGGAAGCAAGAUUUUUAUUCUGUCUGUUCACUGUAAUUGAACGAUCGGUCAAAAGGGAGAGCAUUACUGAAGGUCAGGGUGGGUGGAGCUGCUGUCGUCUCAAAACUCUGCUUUGCCCUGAGGCUUCUGGCUGCUUCCACCAUGAGGGGUCAGGUGCCCCUGGCCAGUUGCUGGUACAGUUUGUGUUUCAAACCAUGUAAAUCACGGGGCAACCCACAGGAUUUUAGCACAGUGUGGUGUAAUGGUUAAGAGCGGUAGUCUCGCAAUCUGGUGAACCGGGUUCGCUUCCCCGCUCCUCCACAUGCAGCUGCUGGGUGACCUUGGGCCAGUCACACUUCUCUGAAGUCUCUCAGCCCCACUCACCUCACAGAGUGUUUGUUGUGGGGGAGGAAGGGAAAGGAGAAUGUUAGCCGCUUUGAGACUCCUUCCAGUAGUGAUAAAGCGGGAUAUCAAAUCCAAACUCCUCCUCCUCCACUGCAGAAUUUAGGGGAAGAAUUGUGAUUUCCUUUUUUUUUUUUUUAGAUGAGAAAAUGAAAAAAACCCAGAACACGUUAAAAAUACAAUAACCAAAUUUGAUUAUUUCUGUUUGGCUCUCUGUAAAAACGCUGAGCAAGAUCACACAUGGAUACCAAGUACCUAGAACUUUGCAGAAGCACUGCCUGCUACUUGCUAGUCAGAAAAGGCGUUUCUCCAUUACAUGGAAAGUAAAUGGUCCUUGUGUUUGGUUGACAGGUUCAUAUUUUGCACAAUAAUGACUACGAUUCAUGAUAAAUAAGCAAUCUGUAUAAUAACUGACCUAAAAAUUGCACUUCCGUUUUUUAGAAAACAGAUUUCAGGUCGUGCUACGUUGUCAUGCAUUCAGUUUUAAAAGCAUGUUUACAGACAAGGAUAUGUGUGCUUAGAUGUUGUUUUCAAACUGAUUAUGUUUAACGGACACUUAAUAUAACUGAACUUUUUUAAAAUUCUGUUUUAAAUGGGUAAAUAUUACUGAUUUUGCCUUGGCCCCCUGACCCUCUUCCAUGUGAGCUUUGGUGUGGACAGUGUCUUCAGACCAGGCCGAUGCAGGAGAGGCAAGCCUCUUACCCUGGGCCUCAGAGGUCUAAGCCGGCCAGGGACCCCGCCAAGAGCCAAUUGCUUUUUUGAGCUUCAAACUGUAUUCUAACAAGGCCUCGGGACAAGCUCUGCACCAGCCUGCUUUAGACUCUCUUAAUAUGCGCUGUGCAAGCUGGCCACUGGGUGGCCUCGGAGAAGUAAGCUUUGGCCUGAUCUGCCUCACAGAGCUCUACGCAAUACUUAAUACAACAAUAAUAGAGAUCCUGCUAAGGGCCAUGAUCCUCAAAGUGAUACACUGCUGGCUGCAGGGGGAAGCCUAGGUUCUUCUCUCUGUAGCUUUGUUUUCUCUCAUAAAGGACAUGGGGCAGUAUCCAGCCAACAUGCUCCAUCAUUUCAAGGAUUUCCACUUGCGUAGUGGAACUCCACCCCCUUCCUCCCAUGCCCCCUAAAUUUGUUCUGUGGAUUAUCUCAAGACUCUGCAGCAGAUUUGGGGAGUGUGCAGGGAAUACACAGUGGGUAGGGAGUUGCAUUCUUGCACUGGCAGAAUGAGUUAGUUGAAUACCACCCAUGGGGUUGGAAUCCACCAAAGAGUCACUGAUUCAGCUGCAUUAAUUUGCCUGCAGCCCACAUCUUUUGUUAGUCGCUCUGUGGAUUAUGCUUCACACCCACAGAAAUGGGAGCAAAAGGUUUCCUCUGUGAUUGAAGGCCAGUUGAGUAAAACCAUCCAGUUGGAUCAAGCAAGAUGCAUGCAACAGGGGAGCCUAGCAACACACCGUCCCAACUGAAUGAGUGGCAGCCCAGGAAAAAAAACUGGAUUUUGAGUGUGGGAUUCAGUGCAUCUCCCCCCGGAAGGAGAACAAUUGUCUCCAACACAAGAUUGUUCUGUCCAACACCUCUGGUCAGGAUUAAGCCAGGGAGUGAGAUUGAAACCUCAUUCUCUCUUUACUUUCUCCCCAACCCCCAAACAACAACAACAACCUCCUGGAAUAAGAGCUGUAAUUUGAAUUGCAUUUCCAAAUCCGGAACAAACUUUUCCUGUGAGGCUGGAUAACCUCUGAAUAAGGCAGGCUGGUGCUUUAGAACAAACUUAUCCAUCCACACAUUUGGGAAAGCAGUAUGUGGGUUUUUUACAGUGGUUGACCUCUGACGACAUCCAGGGUGCUGCAUGAAGAGCUGAGCUUUUCCCACAGAUCUUAGUGGUUCUACUGUUGCCUCUCCUUACUUGCAGGAGCGUUUUGCUGCUUUCCUUGAAGGACAUUUGCAGGGGAAUUCCUUAUACAACCUACUUAAAUUUAACUAUGGUGUGGCAGGAGAAGAUCAGACUUUCCCAUUCACAGCAAAACUAACUUACGGAGAUCCUAUGAGUGCCUUCCCAACCGAGGUCACUGUUGCAUGUAAAGGUGAGAGAACUGCAGCUUGGGGUUGAUAAUCUACUAUAUACUUUAGAAGGUUGUUUGUCCGUCUCCCACUGCCUGUCCGUCUGUUCUCUAUGCAUCUGAAAACAGCUUAGAAUACCAUCGCCCAAUUUGGUUCCUGAGAUGUAGGUGCCAGUUUUUGUCUACUUCUGAAUAUCGUCCGACGCUGUAUUGAUUCAAGAUGGCAGACUGAACCAUUCCAAAUGCCACUUAUUUGGGCACCUCUGAAGGUAAUCAUUGCCCAAAUUGGCAUGGUCCCUGAGAUGAAAGAGAGGAUUUUAGUCUACAUUUGGAUAUUGGCAGGCACCAUUUUGAAUCAAGAUGGCGGACUGAACGGUUCAAAAGUGCACACCUCUUAAGAUAUUGUUCAUGCCCCUGCUGGAGGAAUCUUCUUCAGAUUCCAGAGCAAAAGUUACAGAGAAGCAGGCGGUUUCUAUGGAUAAUGAGGCAGAACAGGGAGAUGCAGAUACGAGGGGGUCACGGAAGCCCAACCUCCAACAUAAGGCACAGGGUUCCCCUGCGCAGAAUCAGAAGUGAAGGCUGAGCUUCAAUGCUCACAUGAAGGGUGAGGCAAAGGGACUGCCUACACCUGUACAAAGCUCAUGGAUAUCUUGGUGUAUUAAGCUAGGAUUUGAUUGUGCAAAAAAACACUAAAGAGGUGAAUCUUCAAAUACUACAAACUCCUAAUAGCUUAGCCAGUGGUCAUAGUUAUAGGAUAUGUAGUCUAGCAUCAUCUGAAAGCCCACAGGUUCCUCACCCGUUUUGAGCAGUCCUCUGCAGAACUCACAGAAAUAGUAUAUAGAGUGUGCCUAAAUGGCACGACGCAUUUGCAUGAAUUACGUUUUCUGGGUUUGUGUUUUAGUUGCUUCUAAAGAGUUAUUGCACUCAAGAUAUGUUGCUGUAAGUGUAGAAAACUAGGGCUUUCGAAAUAAACAAUACUACCACCUUGUGAGGUUCCCCUGGCUGUCUUUCCCUAUACCGCCAUUUACUUCAUAAAAUGCAAAAGAUAAACAUUCCCCCCUUUUAUGAGUGUGUGAACAAGCUGUGAGGAUGAGUGGAUGGCCUUUGGUCUCCAGGGAAUAUGCAUGCAACCCAAAAAGGAGAAAGAUAGGCAGUUGCAGAGUGCCUUUUCCUACUAAUGAUGUAACCAAUGAAACCAUCCUUAUAGAGUCCAGAUUAGCUUGUGAAAACGACAUGUGAGAAACUCCUUUUGGGAUAUAUUCUCUCUCCACCAUGUGUAGAUAUUCGGGACAACAACAAAACCAAGUCACUUCCCCAGAGUCUGGAGGAAAUAAGUUUUGUUGGGGAGGGAGACUAGCUGUUUUGUACUGUAAUCCUCUACUCUUCCUCCCACCCGCUUUUUCUUCUUCAACAGAAAAUUCUCCAGCCUCUAUGCUAGACAUGGCGGCAGUUCAUUUGCCCCUGUUCCAAGAGAAAUCUCUUCAUGAAGCUUUUCAUUGCAUCACAACCUCAGAAGAAAAUCAGAGCCCAUCUUCUUUACUGGGUUUGCCUGCCUCUUCCACGGGCGUGACUUCCGAUGACAACACGGCUCUCUGAGAUUGCUGCAAUGUGAAUUACCUAUCAACAAUGGCACUUCAGAGUACUGCAAUCGGUCCUGCACAGAAAACCUCUGUUCCCUGUGUUACUGAAAAGAUGCCUUCUAAGAAGCUGGCUGUUUGGAGUUCUCUGCCAGCCCAGUGGGCAAAGUGUGCACCUCUAAAGUGGUGUGCGUUAUUGAAGCGUGAUGGAAGCAGCUACCGGUGAAAGAUUCUGCUAGAUGCUGCUAAUCCAGUUAUGGGUAUGGCAGUUUUUUCCACUUUUCAACCUUUGUGCUUUCUGUGACAUUGUGGGAGUCAUUUCCAUCCCAUAUUCUUACCGUGAAAGGGGCCAAAGCGGGUUCACGUGGCAGGAUUCACACCGGAAACAGCUCUUUUCUUGUAUUUCCUUUUGAGGCCGGCUAGAGUGUUUCGAUGCUGCAAUUUUUAAUGCAAGGCGCGAGGAAGCUUUUUGGCCACUGACCAUCUCCAAAACAGCUGCCAACCAUGCAAAAGCAGCUGGAACUACGUGGAGAACCUUAAACUGUAAUACUGAGUUUCCUUUUUUAAAAAAUUAAAUGUUUCUACUUUCAUAAUACGUUCAAAAGCAAAUUAAUUGCUCACAUGGACAGUAAUGUGUACUUCACUGGUGAGGAUAUACAAGAAUCUGUAGCAUAUGUGCUUAUUGAUAUCAGUCUUAUAUUGCUCUUCAUAAAAGGCCAAUAGUUAAGCUCUAAUAUUUUGCUGUCUUUUUUUUUCUCCUGUUAAGCAUCCAGUCUCCAUUAGUUUUGCCAUCAGGGAAACCAAGGCUGUUUUGGGCCUGUAACUGAACUCAAAUAAGCAAUUUCAUGCAAUCUCAUCUUGAAGCUGGACAAACAUCACUCACUUGAGCAGCUUCCCUAAGACUGUGUCUCAAUCUUCCCAUUUCUGCAUGCUAGUUGGCUUUUUGUUAUUAUUCUACUCUUAAAGUCGUGUCACAUCCCAGAGUUAACUAGCUUGGUAUUCUGUUUCAUAUACCGGCACUAAUACAUUUGCUAGAAAU
Molecule: messenger RNA, 9964 nt
Organism: Podarcis lilfordi (Lilford's wall lizard)
Lineage: Eukaryota; Metazoa; Chordata; Lepidosauria; Squamata; Lacertidae
Source: the annotation of a GenBank genome assembly